AUGCUGCACACCAGGGUGGAGCCUCGUGGCGUCUCCGUGGAGGAGACGCCGUGCGGGGAGGCCACCCUGGCGCCGGAGCCGAAGAAGAAGAGGAGGAAGACGACGACGACGGGCGACGUGGAGCAGCCGACACACGACUCGGUGGAGACGACCGUCAGACUGCGUACGCAGCAGCGACUCGCCCUCCUCACGGUGUGUUUGUCUGUGUUGUCUUCAUCCUCCUCACAGACCCGGUUGCCUGAGGGCUGGCGGACAGCCCUCACCGGGGCAGAGCAGGAGUGGAUCGGCCGGGCGCUGUUCCAGCAGACCAGCGGGGGGUCCCUCAAGCUAACCACGGACCUCAAGCUGUGGUGGGACCCCCCCCAGCCCCGGCUGAACUAUACUCAGCCACCCGCCUCGGCGGCUGCCUUCUUCGCGUGUCGGUUGUUCCUCUGGGCGCCCCUGCACAUGUGGGGUCCCCGGCCGACAUGCUGCCAGAAACAUCUCACCAAGUGUGGGAUGUACAAGACCAUCCGGAAGGUCUUGGACAUCGACGGCUGGUACUUGAUGGCCACCGAGUACCUGGAGUGCCGUCGGUGUCGGAGGAAGGUAGCCGCCUGGUCGCAGGAGGUCGUGAGGCAGCUGGGAGAGGGGCAUCGCGCCCUCUUCCCGGCGAUCCUCACCUACAAGCUUGCCUGCGACCGGCGGGUCAUCAUCCAGCUGCGUGAGCGUACUCGGGGGAACAGCGCCACGCAGCUGCAAAAAAAACUCUGUGAGGCACACACAGAGGCCUGGAUGCGGCGGUCCAUACACUACCUCAGCGUCAUGGAGCCCUUCACGUCGACGGGUGUCGUGCGCCAGUGCACCCCACCGCCGAAACCAUCGCCAGACGUGCCGCAGUACGGCUGGCUGUUGGUGGUGUACUGCCACGACAUCCUGUCUCGCCUGGAGGACGUGAAGGCCCGGGUCACCUCAGUCUUCGGAUCCAUCCUAAAGAUGGAUUCGACCAAGAAGGUGACCCGGAAGCUCGCCGGUGCCGCCGCCCAUACCGCAGCCUGGGCGACCAACGUGGGCAACGAGCACGGGCAGGUGCUAAUGUCCGUGCUCACGGCCACCGAGGGGGGUGGCCUGUUGCCCAUGGCUGCGGGGUUAAUGAGGCGGUACCGGGACGCUGGGGUAGCGCAGCCUCGCGUCCUCUAUGUCGACCGGGACUGCUGUUCGUCCCACGGGGGGUCCAAGGCAGCUGCUGCGUUCCAGGAGUGGGACAAGCUGGUGGUCCGGUUGGACAUUUGGCACCUGAUGCGACGCUACGCAUCAGGUGUCACAACCGAGAGCCACCAGCUGUACAAGCCCUUCCUGCAGCAGCUGUCUGCCAGUAUCUUCCUGUGGGACCCAGAGGACACAGCCCGGUUGCUCAACGCCAAGAGGAGGACGCUAGAGGCGCAGGGGAUGACCUUCUCGUCCGACGCCGGAGUGUGGAGGCACGUCAGCCGCAGGGAGAUGGCUCUCCAUUGCCGUCGCCGCACGCGUGGAGCUGCGGCGACCGAGCGGCUGAUCGAUGACCUCCUGCAAACCUUCGGCGGUGCCAACGGGCGAGACAACUACCGAGGAGGACGACGAGCUCGCCGAAGGCCGGCAGGAGUUGGAGGACCUCACCCUCCACGUGCCUGGCGAGUUCACCGCUCCUCGGACGGACCCGCGGUCAGGGCAUCCAGCUGACGCACCCGCGCCCGAGCCAUCCCGUCCGACCGAUCCCCCCGAGCCCCGCUCCCCCGGCCGGUCCUCGCCAGAGCCUCAGCAGGCCGCUGAGGUGAGUGCGACUCGCUCGAUCAAACGCUGAGCUCUGUGGCGUCCGUUUCACUUGUUUUCCGUGUCAGCGUGUGUUCGCAGGAGUAUCGAGGACCAGACAACCAGCCAGGGUACCUGGCCGUGGUCCGCUUGGCCAUGGCCUUAGUGGGGCUGCGCCACGAACAUGCCCUGUCCGAGGGGAGGGUAGACGAGCUCAUCGGCCUUUACGAGGACCUGUCCCCGUUAGACAGGGCCCGAGUAGUUUACCCUCCCCGCUACCCGGACGGGGCAGCUUGGGGGGGACGAUUCAUGGCAGCAAAGACAGGCCGCACCAGUAUCCCUGGUGCGGCUUGUUGUGGUGAAGCUUGGGGAGCUGAGGGCAACAAGGCCCACUUGCUCGAUGGUGUCUUGGUUGGAUCUACCCCGCUCAACCCCCAAGUGCUCUCCAUUGGCCCCUCCCCCACCUUCUCCAGGACCAGUUGCCGCUGGAUUUCUGGCUUCCUCCCCAUCCACACCUGCCAUCCAUCCGGUCUACUACUCCUGCAUGUCAUGCAGUGCAC
Molecule: messenger RNA, 2327 nt
Organism: Gadus morhua (Atlantic cod)
Lineage: Eukaryota; Metazoa; Chordata; Actinopteri; Gadiformes; Gadidae
Exons: 5
Coding region: 1-1698 (565 amino acids)
Source: RefSeq, a predicted model, not a curated record